AUGGCUGGUCGGAGGAUGAUGAGAAGUGGAGAACAUGGGACCUUAAGAGAAGGCUUGCUGAGCAGUGGACGGGGCCGUGGCGAUCUCAAUCAGGUUAAGUGCGCGGAGGAAAAGAGAGGUGGUAGAAUGAUGGCGGAUGCGGCAAUGGGAGAGUUCGACGAGUGUUUGACUGAAAUAGGCUUAUGGGACUUGGGCUUCUAUGGAUACCCCUUUACUUGGGAAAACAAGAGAGUUGGCGGGGCAUUAAUCAAGGAGAGGCUGGACCGCUUCAUUGCGAACGACCCUUGGCGUGAAACUAUGGAAAACUGUCGGGUCAUUCAUCUUGAAAAGGAAAGGUCCGAUCACCGUCCUCUAGUUUGUGACACACAAGGUGAAGCAGAUGAGGAGCCUAAGUAG
Molecule: messenger RNA, 396 nt
Organism: Linum trigynum
Lineage: Eukaryota; Viridiplantae; Streptophyta; Magnoliopsida; Malpighiales; Linaceae
Source: the annotation of a GenBank genome assembly